Penicillium odoratum is the source of this 1098-nucleotide messenger RNA. Its product is annotated as MIF domain protein. Lineage: Eukaryota; Fungi; Ascomycota; Eurotiomycetes; Eurotiales; Aspergillaceae. The transcript has 2 exons. Gene Ontology annotation, molecular function: phenylpyruvate tautomerase activity. Bases 1 to 1098 code for a protein of 365 amino acids. The record is from RefSeq and is a predicted model, not a curated record.
AUGGUUCACUCGAAGCAUAAGAAGCCGUCGCUGCCUCGUUUGGCCACGAAUAUUCCAAUGGAGUCACAGUCAACUCCCCUACUGCCACUGAUGCGACUCUCCGAGGAUACCAACGUACGACCAAAGCGUGAGCGACCAGUGACUUUGCCAUCUCCACUCCCUGGAAACGAUGAGAAUAUUACUCCCGCUUUUUAUGCCCCCGAGACCAAAACCGUGUAUUCGGUCAAGGAUGUCCAUUCGGCCAAAGAUGUCGAAGAUCCGGUGGUGAAAACGAAAACAGCCUACUAUGAGGACGCUUUUGUAACCCGUGGCUUCCACAGCUCACCCCAGGAACGCAUCGUUCAGAAUUCCGUGGUCGUCGCAGAGCUCAAAACGAACUGCAAGCUCCGAGAUGGGGAAGGAAUGCUUGUUGCCGAUCUGAUAUUUCGUCUGGCUCAAAUCUACAAGCGACCAGAAACAUGUAUCAUGCUCACUGUCCAGCAAGAUGUUGGUGUGUUCUUUGGUAGUACCACUGAGCUUUCUUACCUGCUGAAGGUUUAUGCCCUUCCGAGCUUCAUUGCACCCUUCACCAACCUCCGUAACACCCAUCUAAUCCAAUCUGCCAUGCAGGACCUGCUGCAAAUUCCCAUGAACCAGGGAGUCAUUAUCUUUCAGCCAGUCUCAGAAGAAAACCUUGCGACCAAUGGGUUGACUGCUCGAGGGGGGUUCACCCAGCUGGAACGCAAUGAUCAGGAAGAAAGCCCGAGUCUCUUCAAGACAAUCUCGCGGUCGAUGUCUCGCCGUCUGAAAGCCAACAGUGGGCAGAGUGCGCCCAUAUCAUUGCCAUCGACUGCCGGAACUGCGACUAUUUCUCCAUCAAUGCAGACUGAGAUUCGUCGUUCGCCAGUCUUCAUGGGAGAUGUGGUGGUGUCUCCUGCAGAACCAGAGCGCGGCCUUCGAAAGCACCUGUCACUGCGAGGCAUGGUUCGUCGGCACUUCAUGGAGAUGACAUCUGCCAGGGAUAAGGAUGGACGAGACAAGGCGAAGGACGUGGGCAAGGAAGGCGACGCGAAAGGAGGUGAGCACAAGGAGAAGAGCUUGGAUUCCAAAGACCAUUAG